AUGAACUCCGUGGCUGCCUCACCAAACUUACGCAUGAUGUUUCUCACCUCUAGAAAGAAAACGAUUCGCUUCGCUCUGAACUCUCCUCUCUCAGAACUAAAUUCGACAACUUCGAUGUCGGCUCAGCCACAAUCGGUCUCGCUGCUCAGCUGCUCCGCGAAACUUCUGAAAGCAAUAAAUGCGCCUUCAGUGCAAUUCGUUACGGCAUUGCGGAAUCGCGCUCUACUACAGCUGAGAAUAACUGACGACAACGCCCGAGGUGUCUAG
Macrosiphum euphorbiae (potato aphid) is the source of this 267-nucleotide messenger RNA. NCBI's taxonomy places the organism in Eukaryota, Metazoa, Arthropoda, Insecta, Hemiptera, Aphididae. The record is from the annotation of a GenBank genome assembly.